CAUCGCGCUGACCUGUAGAUGUGUCGCAUUCUCGGCACGCACAGCCAACGGUGCUUGCCGGUGGCUGACAUGGUACGGUGACCCAAGAGGUGAGGAGCUGUGGGAGGUGAAGCAUCGCCUUCCCCUCUUCUCGCACGUUUAUCUUUCUCUUGGAUCUCUCAUCUCUAGUCUUCGUCCAGCAAGAAGCCAUGGCAGACCAAGACCAGGCGUCCGAACAGCUCGCCAAGGGAACCUACGCUCCCUCUCGGCCUGGUGACCUGCGAGGUCCUUGCCCUCUCAUCAACAGUCUCGCAAACCAUGGCUACCUCCCUCGCGAUGGGCGCAACGUGCGAGUUGAAGAAGUUCUCGCUGGCAUGGAUGCUGUCGGCCUGUCCAAGCCCCUCGGUGCCGUCUUUGCCAAUCCAAUCUUCAAUGAGCGCGCUCCGUCAAAGUUCCACAACGACCCUGUCCCUCAACGAACGUUUCUGCAGAGCGUUUGGCACACGAUCAGCGACCCAUGGUCCAUUUUUGGAAAGUUCGGCAUGCGGACGCCCGGUCAAGAAGACGCCGAAGGUCAUAGAGUUCUGAACCUGGAUCAGCUGGCUCUUCCCAAUGUCGUGGAGCACGACAUUUCUCUUACACGGCGUGAUCAUCAGCAGGGCGACAACCGAACCCCUCAGAAGGACCUCAUUGAAGAUCUCCUCGCCUCUGCAAAGGAUGGAAAGGCCCUCACGGCUCAGGACCUCGGAGACCUGCGCAAGCGGCGUAUCGAGAGGCAGAAGGCCGACAACCCGGGCUGUCUGUAUGGAGCCUUCGAGCAUGACCUCUCGUGUGCCGAGAUUGCGCUCGUCCUCAACGUCAUUGGCAACGGCAGCGAGCUUCCGUGCGACUAUGCCAGGGCAUUCUUCCUAGAGGAGAGACUCCCCAUCAAGGAGGGGUGGAAGGCGAAGACGACAAGGUUCGGAGUGAUUGCGUUGAUAACGGCCAGGAACAAGAUCAAGGAGCUGAUUGGACUGAAGUACUGAAUGAUUCGGGUUGAUUGAUAAUGAAUGAACGAAUACGCUUGUGUCUCCAGUUCCCUGCGAGUGUCGGUGUCUUGGUGUUCACAGUUCCGUGUCAUGUGUCGAUGUUUUGGUCAAGAAUGAAGCAAUCCGUGGAGUCCUUCUCAUGCCGGCGCCCGCUUGAGGGCUCAGGCAGGAGCGGGGAAUGCUUCGGCAGUAGAAGGCAGGUGGCACCUGCCAGAUAGGUCGAUUCUUACUUGAGGUCGGAAACGAGACGGGAAGCUGCAGUUACACCGGAGCGUCUAGAGCAUGCGUGCGUGCGUGAGUGCGUGUGCG
Messenger RNA from Fusarium vanettenii 77-13-4, 1316 nucleotides. RefSeq lists its product as uncharacterized. The record is from RefSeq and is a predicted model, not a curated record. The transcript has a single exon. NCBI's taxonomy places the organism in Eukaryota, Fungi, Ascomycota, Sordariomycetes, Hypocreales, Nectriaceae. Gene Ontology annotation, molecular function: peroxidase activity. The coding region runs from base 189 to 1004 and encodes 271 amino acids.